GACAAGUUGGCAACACAAGCAAAAAAUUGAAAAAAAUUAUAUCAAAACUUUCCAUGCUUGUUGAUUGUUAUUGAUGCUUGUUUGUUUAUUUAUUUUUUUGUUUGAUAAUAAUUUUAAUAAUUAAAUAACCGGUUAAAUAUUGAUUGAUUAAGUUGAUUUAGAAUUAUGUCAAUUUUUGGACAUUUACGUGUGUACCUGUCAAGUACAAGACAACCAAGGUUAUUGUCAUGUUAUUGUCAAGCUACACAAAGUUUACAUAAUAAAUUUAAUGACAAUUUAUCAAUUAAAUCAUCAAACACUCGAGGAUAUCAUCAGGAAGAUGUCAAAGACAAUUAUGACAUAAUAAUAACUGGUGGUGGACUUGUUGGUACAACUUUAGCAGUUGCUCUAGCCAACAAUCCUGUUCUUGAAUCAAAAAGAGUUUUACUACUUGAAGGAGGCAACAAACAUCAUUAUGAACCAAAGGAGAAUUAUUCAAAUCGUGUUGUAUCAUUAAAUCAACAUACACGUACUUUAUUGUCAAGCAUUGGUGCAUGGAAACACAUUGAAGCUCAUCGUUAUGCACCUGUUAAAAAAAUGCAGGUGUGGGAUUCACAUUCAGAUGCAAUGAUAACAUUUAAUGAGGAUAAUUUAAAUAAAGAUAUAGCUUAUAUUGUUGAAAAUGAUCUACUUCUUCAUGCUGUUGAUAAAGAACUUGAUGAUAAGCCAUCAGUUAAAGUUAUUUAUAAUGCAAAAGUUGAUGAUAUAUCAUUGCCAAAUGAGAAUGGUGAAGAUGCUAAAAUAAAAUUACAAAAUGGACAACAAUUUAAGACAAAACUUUUGAUUGGAGCUGAUGGUGUUAAUUCACGUGUUAGACAGGCAAUGAAUGUUCAGUAUGUCAGUUGGGAUUACAAUCAAAUGGGAGUUGUUGCAACAGUUCAAUUAUCAGAGCCAACUGAAAAUGUUGUUGCAUGGCAGAGAUUUUUACCAAGUGGUCCAGUUGCACUUUUACCAUUAUCAGAAUCACAAAGUUCUUUGGUCUGGUCAAUGACAACAAGUGAAGCAAAACGUUUAUUAAAAGUAUCAGAUGAAGAAUUUAUUGACUCAUUGAAUGAAGCACUCUGGAAAAUAUAUCCAAAAAGUGAUCUUGUUGAAAAUGGCAUGAAGACACUUGAACAAUUGCUUCAAAGUUUUUCAUUACAUAGUGGAGUAUCACGUCAACUUCAGCCUUCAAUAUCAGGUAUUGUCAAAGGAUCCAGAGCAGCUUUUCCUCUUGGUUUUGGUCAUUCAACUUGCUAUGUUGCCAAUGGUGUUGCUCUUGUUGGAGAUGCAGCUCAUCGAGUUCAUCCACUUGCUGGUCAAGGUGUUAACUUGGGCUUUGGUGAUGUAGCUGAGCUAGUUAAAAUUCUUGAUGGAGUUGUUCAAUGGGGUGGUGUUCUUGGUAGCUCAAUGCAUCUAACAAAAUAUGAAACACAACGACAAAGACACAAUGUACCAACAAUGUUGGCUAUUGAUGGAUUACACAGAUUGUACAAAUGUACUGCUUCUCCAAUUGUUCUUGCAAGAAGUCUUGGUCUACAACUUGUCAAUGCUCUUGGACCAAUCAAGAAAAAACUCAUGGAACAUGUGGCAGAUACACCAGCUAUACGUUAAAUAUUAUUUUUCAACGCAAUUAUUAAUUAAAAUGACGUCAGUGUGUUUUCACCUAUUGUACCUAUGUGUUGCUCAUCAUCGUGUCAUCAACAUCAUCUAACUUUAUUCUCCAAAAAUAAAAUACAUUUUUAAUAAAUAAAUUAAAU
Messenger RNA from Aphidius gifuensis, 1778 nucleotides. It is a transcript of the gene Coq6, whose product is annotated as ubiquinone biosynthesis monooxygenase COQ6, mitochondrial. Lineage: Eukaryota; Metazoa; Arthropoda; Insecta; Hymenoptera; Braconidae. The coding region runs from base 166 to 1632 and encodes 488 amino acids. Gene Ontology annotation, biological process: ubiquinone biosynthetic process. Gene Ontology annotation, cellular component: mitochondrion. Gene Ontology annotation, molecular function: oxidoreductase activity, acting on paired donors, with incorporation or reduction of molecular oxygen, NAD(P)H as one donor, and incorporation of one atom of oxygen; FAD binding; 2-octaprenyl-6-methoxyphenol hydroxylase activity. The transcript has 9 exons. The record is from RefSeq and is a predicted model, not a curated record.